Molecule: messenger RNA, 1194 nt
Organism: Klebsormidium nitens
Lineage: Eukaryota; Viridiplantae; Streptophyta; Klebsormidiophyceae; Klebsormidiales; Klebsormidiaceae
Source: the annotation of a GenBank genome assembly
AUGUUACCCACGAUGGCGAAGCUGCAAAUAUUGAACAACAGGAAAGUCACUGGGAUUCCCCCCAUGCGAGGAACCCCCGCUGACAACAUGAGCAGAGACAAGUGGCACGCCUCUGCUAUGGACCCCCUUUCUGACCCCCACCAGGACCGGACUGCGGAUGAAGUGCCAAGGGAGACUCCGCCCUUUAAGGAGACAGAUAACAAGGAAAACCCGAACAGUGGAGCUUCAACCCCGGAGCUAGACGCGGAGGCAACCUCUUCUGCAGGGAUGGUAUUGCAGAACGGAGGACUCCCUCAGGCUACCCCCCCCCGGUGGGAUGAGUUUCAAUUAUAUUUGGCUUUCCUGAACAUGACAAAAACGGAGACUCAAAACCCCGGAGGUCGAUUGCCUGGUCCGAAUCUGGUCUUUACAGCAGAUGUCCAUCAAAGAACAGUAAGGCAGACACAGACAGCCAGCCCACCACGAACAUCCGAGGUACAGGCCCCGCCACCCCAGAGACAUGUCGCCCCUGUCACGAAGACAGAGGAACUGGAACCCCGGAUGCUGGACCUCGAGCAACCCUGGCAGAACGAUCAUCACGACCCAGACGACCAUGAAAACACAGAGUUGCCCCCGCUUGGACCGCCGCAGACGGUAACGACGUACUCACCUCUGAGAAAAUGCGGAGAAACCCCGGAAGAUUUGCCUGAGCAAAAGCACGGAAAGACCCCGGAUCUGACCCCGCACGCUCCCAAAAUCAGCAUCCCGCAGGACCCUGCGCCAACUCCCAGCGUCAAGUUUGAGUCGGAGUUCGAGGCCAAACCCCGGCUUUGGCGGGAGGAUGAGUCCGCAAACCACAGACAGAUCGAGCGAACACCGUCGAGAAUCUUACAGCCCAUCAAGGUGGCGACCUACAAGGGGACGAAGACAGAAGAAGGCUUCCAAGCUCAGCGCUUCAUCAAGAAAAUGGAGACCUACCUCCGCAACACUCCAGGUCUAACCAGCGGACAGAUGGGACUGACGUUCUUCCACAACCUCGCCGACGGAGCUCAAGACUGGUUACAGUCCACGGACGACGCCCACAUGCAUCUCACCGAGGAAUCCCUUCUGGAAAACUGGGAGGUCUUGAAGCAAAAGUUUCCGCACAGGUACGGUCCGACGGACCCCGCUGAGAGCGCGGUGAGACUUGGACAGGUGCAACAAUCUGCGGACGAG